Molecule: messenger RNA, 360 nt
Organism: Colletotrichum paranaense
Lineage: Eukaryota; Fungi; Ascomycota; Sordariomycetes; Glomerellales; Glomerellaceae
Exons: 2
Coding region: 1-360 (119 amino acids)
Source: RefSeq, a predicted model, not a curated record
AUGAAGUUCGCAGACUCCCGUCACUCAGGUCUCCUGCGAAUGCAGUACACUAGACUACGCCUCUUACCAAUCCUCCCUUCCUCUUCUUCAUCCACUUCCCACAUUGUCCCUCAUCAUCAUCAUCCUACUCCUCCUCUUUCUGCUGCCAACACGGCUGGUUUGAGAGUCUGCGUCCUGGCAAAUGCUGCUUCCACCACCGUUGCCCGCAUCCAAUCUUCCCUGACACCUCUCGUCCCUCUCUCUUCCCACCCUGCUUCCACAGACCACCCGUAUCUUCGGCCGAAUCACCGAGGGAAACGACCCCUACUCCUCUGCACCACAAUCGCGCGCAUCUCUCGAAUCUCCUCGGAUACACGAUAA